This is a messenger RNA of Camarhynchus parvulus, 1738 nucleotides long. RefSeq names its product GATA binding protein 4 (gene GATA4). The transcript has 7 exons. The record is from RefSeq and is a predicted model, not a curated record. The coding region runs from base 220 to 1458 and encodes 412 amino acids. Gene Ontology annotation, cellular component: nucleus. Lineage: Eukaryota; Metazoa; Chordata; Aves; Passeriformes; Thraupidae. Gene Ontology annotation, molecular function: zinc ion binding; RNA polymerase II cis-regulatory region sequence-specific DNA binding; DNA-binding transcription factor activity, RNA polymerase II-specific. Gene Ontology annotation, biological process: cell fate commitment; negative regulation of transcription by RNA polymerase II; positive regulation of transcription by RNA polymerase II.
AUGGAGCCCGGUGGGAGCAGCUAAAUCCAGGCGGGAGCUAAAUUUCCCCUCCGGAGGGACCCGGACUUCUUGCUCGGGGUCUGCAAGAGGCGGCGGGACCUGCUGAAGGCUUGCGCCCACGCGGGACCGCUCCGGGGGAAAAAAAGUGGAGCCGAGGGUUUUCCAGGCGCUCCCCAUCGCUCUGGAUCGCGGCUGGGCUUGGGGGAGGCCCCGCACGAGAUGUACCAGAGCUUAGCCAUGGCAGCCAACCCCGGCCCUCCGGCGUACGAGGGGGCAGGUGGCUUCAUGCACAGCGCGGCCGCAGCGUCCCCGGUCUAUGUGCCCACCACGAGGGUCACCUCCAUGCUCCCCAGCCUGCCCUACCUGCAGAGCAGCGCCUCUUCCCAGCAAGGCAGCCCCGUCCACUCCAGCCACUCCAUCUGGACUCAGCCCGGAGCCGAAAGCGCCGCUUACAACCCUGGAUCUUCUCACCCUCCCGUGUCACCUCGGUUCUCCUUCUCCACCAGCACCCCCAUCCCGGCCACCUCUUCCCGGGAAGCGGCGGCGGCUUACAGCAGCUCCUUGAACCUUUCUGCUAACGGGAGGGAGCAGUACGGCAGGGGCUUCGGCAGCUCCUAUUCCAGCCCCUACCCGGCCUACAUGAGCCCCGAAAUGGCCACGACCUGGACUUCCUCGCCCUUUGACAGCCCCAUGCUGCACAACCUGCAGAGCCGAGGGACGCCCGCGGCCGCCCGCCACGCCAACAUCGAAUUUUUUGAUGAUUAUUCCGAGGGGCGAGAAUGUGUCAACUGUGGGGCCAUGUCCACGCCGCUGUGGAGGAGGGACGGCACGGGGCACUACCUCUGCAACGCCUGCGGGCUCUACCACAAGAUGAACGGCAUCAACCGGCCCCUGUUCAAACCCCAGAGGAGGCUGUCAGCAUCUCGCCGUGUUGGGCUCUCCUGUGCCAACUGCCACACGACCACCACCACACUCUGGCGCAGGAACGCUGAGGGGGAGCCCGUCUGCAACGCCUGCGGGCUCUACAUGAAGCUCCACGGGGUCCCAAGGCCUUUAGCCAUGAGAAAAGAGGGAAUUCAGACGAGGAAACGCAAGCCUAAGAACCUUAACAAAACAAAGGCACCAGCAGGCCCAUCCAGCAGUGAGAGUCUUACCCCGACCACCAGCUCCACCAGCAGCAGCAGCAGCAGCACCACGACCACCGAGGAAAUGCGCCCCAUCAAAACAGAACCUGGGCUCUCAUCUCACUAUGGGCACCCCAGCCCUGUUUCUCAGGCAUUCUCCGUCUCUGCCAUGUCCGGACACGGAUCAUCCAUUCACCCUGCGAUCUCAGCUCUGAAGCUUUCCCCCCAGGCUUACCAGUCAGCCAUGAGCCAGUCUCCCCAAACCAGCUCCAAACAGGACUCCUGGAACAGCCUGGUGCUGGCUGAGAACCACGGGGACAUCAUAACUGCAUAACCUGGCCCUUUCCCUAUGAACUCCAGGCUGAUCUGCUUGAGAGAUGAAGAAGAUGCCACGUAAUCAUCAAGCCAAUGUUGUCUCCACCUCCCCUGCUCUCCUGCCUUCUCUCCCCUUGUGAGAUGUUCCAGCAGAGGUAAAGAGAACUUAUCUGAGGUGUAGGGGAGCUCUUAUGAAAUGAACAGAGAAGACUCAAAUCUCAGAGUACCUCAAGGAUUUGAAGCCUUUUUUCCCUGCUUUUAAUGAGCCUCUCUAUUUGACUGUCACCACUUACUAUGAA